This is a messenger RNA of Cannabis sativa, 1739 nucleotides long. Its product is annotated as histone deacetylase 9. NCBI's taxonomy places the organism in Eukaryota, Viridiplantae, Streptophyta, Magnoliopsida, Rosales, Cannabaceae. The transcript has 14 exons. The coding region runs from base 104 to 1399 and encodes 431 amino acids. Gene Ontology annotation, molecular function: histone deacetylase activity. The record is from RefSeq and is a predicted model, not a curated record.
CGAUUGGGUGAGUCUGGUCUGGUUUCAUCUUCGUCUUCUUUCUUUCUUUGUUUGUUUGUUUGUUUGUUUUGUAUAAGCAAAGCAAGAAAGAAAGAAAGCAAGGAUGAAAUCCAAGGACAGAAUCUCUUACUUCUAUGAUGGAGAUGUGGGAAGUGUUUACUUUGGGCCGAACCAUCCGAUGAAACCUCAUCGGUUGUGUAUGACUCAUCACCUGGUUCUCUCCUAUGAUCUUCACAAGAAGAUGGAAAUCUAUCGGCCUCACAAGGCAUAUCCAGUUGAGCUUGCUCAAUUCCAUACAGCGGAUUAUGUUGAUUUCCUUCACCGUAUCACCCCCGACACCCAGCGUCUAUUCUCAAAUGAACUAGUCAAAUAUAAUCUUGGAGAAGAUUGUCCAGUCUUUGAAAAUUUAUUUGAGUUCUGUCAAAUUUAUGCUGGUGGAACAAUAGAUGCUGCUCGCAGGUUGAACAACCAACUUUGUGACAUUGCUAUAAAUUGGGCCGGUGGCCUACACCAUGCCAAGAAGUGCGAAGCAUCUGGGUUUUGCUAUAUAAAUGACCUGGUCUUGGGAAUCUUGGAGCUUUUAAAACAUCAUGCUCGUGUUUUGUAUAUUGAUAUCGAUGUGCAUCACGGUGAUGGUGUUGAAGAAGCCUUUUAUUUCACUGAUAGGGUGAUGACUGUUAGUUUUCACAAGUUUGGAGACAAGUUUUUUCCUGGAACCGGUGAUGUCAAGGAUUCAGGAGAGAGGGAAGGCAAGUUUUAUGCCAUUAAUGUUCCACUCAAGGAUGGAAUAGAUGACAAUAGCUUCACUCGUCUUUUCAAAACUAUUAUUUCCAAGGUUGUUGAAACGUAUCGACCAGGUGUCAUAGUCCUCCAGUGUGGAGCAGAUUCACUAGCUGGAGAUCGCUUAGGCUGCUUCAAUCUUUCCAUUGAUGGUCAUGCUGAGUGUGUUAAGUUUGUGAAGAAAUUCAACUUGCCCUUACUGGUUACUGGAGGUGGCGGAUACACAAAAGAGAAUGUUGCUCGGUGUUGGACUGUUGAAACUGGAGUUCUUCUAGACACAGAGCUUCCAAACGAGAUCCCCGACAACGAUUACAUUGAAUAUUUUGGGCCAGAAUAUUCAUUGAAGAUUCCACAUGGGCAUAUAAUAGAUAAUGCAAACACGAAAUCGUAUCUUAGUACAAUCAAAGUGCAGGUGUUGGAGAAUCUUCGUCACAUUCAACAUGCUCCUAGUGUACAAAUGCAAGAGGUUCCUCCGGACUUCUAUAUCCCUGAUUUUGAUGAAGAUGAGCAGAACCCAGACGAGCGAGUGGAUCAACAAACCCGGGACAAGCAAAUCCAGCGGGAGGACGAGUAUUAUGAAGGAGACAAUGAUCAUGAUCAGAACACUGAAGAUGUGUAAAGCUUUCCUUUUAUUGAAUUGUAGUAGUAGUGUAGGACUUUAGGGUGGGAUUGGAAUGGAUAGGACAUGUGUGCACAAAACAAAAUGAUAGUUGUUAUUCAUAUUUUGUCUUGCCCUAUAACUGUAAAAACUGAAUUGGUAGAGCUGAGGUUUAUCAUAUAUGUAAUUUUGUCUUCAAUGUACUAGUUAGAGAGAGAGAGAGAGAGAGAGAGAGAGAGAGAGAGAGAGAGAGAGAGGCAAGGACUAUCAUCUUGAUUUUUCUAUUAUGUGUAUGUUUUGUAAUGUUGUUAAAAUUGUUUCAUUUUCUUAAUUUUUUUUAAUGUCUCAAUUACUUGGAUCA